Messenger RNA from Truncatella angustata, 1575 nucleotides. RefSeq names its product pyridine nucleotide-disulfide oxidoreductase-domain-containing protein. The record is from RefSeq and is a predicted model, not a curated record. Lineage: Eukaryota; Fungi; Ascomycota; Sordariomycetes; Amphisphaeriales; Sporocadaceae. Bases 1 to 1575 code for a protein of 524 amino acids. The transcript has 3 exons. Gene Ontology annotation, molecular function: NADH dehydrogenase activity.
AUGCCAUUCAUCCGUGGACACUGUGCCGCUUCUGCGGGCUCACGGUUGGUCAGGCAUGCGGCAGCUCCCACUCGUCCAUCCACAAAAUCUCCCAAGUUGCCAUGUGCCGCUGUUAGCUUUACACGGUAUGCAAGUGUAGAAUCGGGCAGUAAAAACAAAAGAGAGCGCGUUGUCGUCCUGGGAUCCGGAUGGGCCGGAUACGGAUUUGCACGCACUUUGGACCCAAAGAAGUAUGAGCGUGUCAUGAUAUCGCCUCGUUCAUACUUUGUGUUCACUCCAUUGCUGGCAGGAACCUCCGUCGGCACGUUGGAGUUCCGAGCUACGACUGAGCCUGUCAGGAGACUUAAAUUAGAUCACUUCCACCAAGGUUGGGCAGAUGACAUCGAUUUUUCCAAAAAGAUCAUCCGUGUUGAAGCAAACACGUCGGAUGAUCUGGCAUCACGGACCCAUUCAGGACCAACAAAGCCUUCCGAGCUGCAGUCCACAAAAAACGAAGUAUUUGAAGUUCCGUACGACAAGUUGGUGAUUGCGGUGGGCUCGUACAGUCAGACUUUCGGGAUCGAAGGUGUGAAAGAACAUGCGAACUUCCUCCGAGAUGUUGGCGACGCCAGGAAAAUUCGAAUGAGAGUGCUGCAAUGCUUUGAGAAGGCUGCACUGCCCACAACAACAGACGACGAAAGAAAGAAGCUACUGCAUUUUGCGGUCGUUGGUGGCGGCCCCACGGGCAUCGAAUUUGCGGCAGAACUACACGACUUGAUCCAGGACGAUUUGAAGAAGCUUUACGUCAAUCUCGACAAGUUUGUUGCAAUCACCGUGUAUGAUGUUGCGCCAAAGGUUCUCCCCAUGUUCGACCAGACGUUGGCCACUUAUGCCAUGGAUCUGUUCCGGCGGGAGGGUAUCUCAGUGAAAACCGAACAUCAUCUGACUCGCAUCCGACCUGAUGAGGAAACCGAAGGAUGUUUAAAAUUAAAGAUCAAGGAGUACGGUGAGGAAGAGGUCAACGCUGGCAUCGUUGUGUGGAGCACUGGCCUUAUGCAGAAUCCUCUUGUGCAAAAGCUGGAAGAGAGUGUCUUUACACCAGGAUCAGCGGUCUCUGGGGAUGCGAGUUCCGGCACGAAAUUCAAACUCCAAAAGGACCCGAAAACCGGCGGUCUUCUUACUGAUACACAUCUCCAUAUUGGCGUCGUGCCUACAGAAUCGAACCAGGAGCAAGAAAGCACUGCUAGUGUCUUGCCUGAUGUUUACGCGAUCGGUGAUUGUGCGAUCAUCGAGGGGCAGGUUUUGCCGGCUACUGCUCAAGUCGCCAGUCAAAAGGCUACUUACCUCGCCAAGCGCUUCAACAAGGGCGACGCCGACGUUAAGGAGUUCAAGUUUCGCAACUGGGGAACGAUGACUUAUUUGGGCAAUUGGAAAGCAAUUCAUCAAAGCAGUACUGAUGACCUGAAGGGUUGGGCAGCCUGGGUCCUGUGGAGAACGGCCUACUUAACGAAGAGCAUGUCUGUUCGCAACAAGAUAAUGGUACCCAUCUACUGGUGUAUCUCGUGGAUCUUCGGUCGCGAUAUCUCGAGAUUCUAG